Dendroctonus ponderosae (mountain pine beetle) is the source of this 513-nucleotide messenger RNA. Its product is annotated as flightin. The record is from RefSeq and is a predicted model, not a curated record. Lineage: Eukaryota; Metazoa; Arthropoda; Insecta; Coleoptera; Curculionidae.
CCGAAGCAACGGCCGAAGGCGAAGCUGCAGCUGCUCAAGAUGAGGCGGCAGCACCAGCAGCUGAAGCAGCUGGCGAGGAUGAGUAUCUCGAUCCGGACAAGUUGCUCCUCUUCAAGCACUGGAUUAGGCCCAGAUUCCUGCCCUACAAAUACCUGACUGACUACCGGCGCAACUACUACGACGACGUGAUUGACUACCUGGACAAACGGUGCCGUGGCAUCUUCAGAGACAUCCCAGUGGCGCAGACGUGGGGCGAGCGCGUGCUCAGAACCUACACGAAGAACUCGAACCAGGCGGAGAUUUUCCGGCAGAAAUUGCAGGAUCGGAAGCUGAUCGAGGAGACGCGGUUUAGCGGCAAAUUCCAGCUGCACCACAGCAAGAGCUACAUCAACACCAGAUACUCCAGUAUUCUGUACUAGACUUAAGCCCCGCACGACUUUGUUAAAUUUCGUUUUAAAUAGCUUUGGCAACUGUUACUCAGUCAUCUGACUCCUGAAUAAAUUAUUUGUAGUU